AUGUACAAGAACGUAGCAAGGCCUAAGGCUAUAUUCACUACUUGGCUACUCAUGUGGGGAAGACUAUUAACAACUGAUAGAUUGAUUAAAUGGGGAAUGCAGAUUGAUCCAAAAUGUCCACUCUGUUGUAAGCAUGAGGAAACCAAAGAACACUUAUUUGUGCAUUGUGACUAUGCUAAGCAGAUAUGGAUCAAGAUGGAUAAUUGGACAACAAUACAGCAUUGUACAAUUUCUACUUGGGACCAACAUUUGGAUUGGAUGAUUGCAAAUUCUAAGGGGAACUCCCAAGGAGCUCAGGUUUUCAAAAUAGUGUAUUCUGAGACUAUCUAUGCCAUUUGGAUGGAGAGGAACUUUCGCAUAUUCGAAAAGAGAGAUAGGGAAUGGGAAUCAAUUGCAAAGGAGAUAGCCUAUGUCUAUGUGUUAGAGCUCCUCCCAAAAUCAAGUGUAUUGUCCAAGAUUUAUUUAAGUUUUAGCAUCUGUUUGGUAGCUCCUUCUAAGUUUCUUUUUAGUUAA
Messenger RNA from Solanum tuberosum (potato), 513 nucleotides. RefSeq lists its product as uncharacterized. Bases 1 to 513 code for a protein of 170 amino acids. NCBI's taxonomy places the organism in Eukaryota, Viridiplantae, Streptophyta, Magnoliopsida, Solanales, Solanaceae. The transcript has a single exon. The record is from RefSeq and is a predicted model, not a curated record.